Messenger RNA from Adineta ricciae, 333 nucleotides. Lineage: Eukaryota; Metazoa; Rotifera; Eurotatoria; Adinetida; Adinetidae. The record is from the annotation of a GenBank genome assembly.
AUGACUACGUCCGAUCACCGUCAUUCUCAAAAUCAUAGUGAAACAAACAAUCAUCAUCAUCAUUCCAACAAUCAAAAUCGUGAUGAAGAAAUUGAUUCCGAAUUACUUGAAUUAGAAACUGCCUUGAAUGAUAUUGAAAAAGCUAUGGAUAAGAUUGAAUCCCAAAAUUCCACCAUUCAAAAUCGAUUGCGUGAUUUACUUGAAUCAAAUAGACAAAUGACGCGUGAAUUCACCGAUAUUCGACGAAACAUGUCGACCGCGGUAACAUCGAAUACAUUAACAAAGAUCGAACAGGAUAUGUCAUCGACAAGAGAUCAACAUAAAUUCGAAUGA